AUGUCUAUGUUUCGAGCCAAAAAGCUUGAUCUAGGAUGUUUUAUAAACAUUAAAGUCAUUCGUGACCACACCAAGCGACAAGUGUUCGCUGAGCAUGAGACUGAAAGACAAGCUCUUCGCUACAUAAUCCGCAAUCUAUCACUUCCUCCUCGAGUUCGUUUCCAAGCACAAUUGGAAUUGACUCAAAUGCAUUGUUAUACAAGACCAACGCAAAUUAGGAACAGAUGUAUCUUGGGAGGUAAAGGAAGAGGUAUCUUGAGGGAUUUCAAAAUGUCCAGGUAUAACUUCAGAAUGAAUGCGCUUUCGGGAGAUUUACCGGGUGUUAAGAAAGCAAGUUGGUAAAGAAUGCAUGCUUUGGCCGAAUGAAUGGAGGGCGAAGGACAAAAGAUAUACGGACCUGCGAGUAAGCGUCAAAGAACCUGAAAGCUACGAGCCCGAUUACGAAUGUACGAUUGCAGAAGUACUCCGGCGUUUGACAUGUAACAUAUAUGGGCAUGAAGAUAAGAUUUACACUGGUACCGAACGCAAAUCCAGAGAUGAUGAAGUGGAUAAAAAAUGAACGAAGAACAGAACUAUUCGAUCUGUUCGAUCUGUUCCAUCUGCAAUUCAUGUAGCACUGGUAAUUCUUCGCAUCUUUGAAUGGGAUUCUGUUUGCCAAAUACUAGAGUCGUGCAAAGAUCAAUCCUUGGC
Botrytis fragariae is the source of this 690-nucleotide messenger RNA. RefSeq names its product putative mitochondrial 37s ribosomal protein mrp2 protein. Gene Ontology annotation, biological process: translation. The record is from RefSeq and is a predicted model, not a curated record. The coding region runs from base 1 to 342 and encodes 113 amino acids. Gene Ontology annotation, molecular function: structural constituent of ribosome. Lineage: Eukaryota; Fungi; Ascomycota; Leotiomycetes; Helotiales; Sclerotiniaceae. Gene Ontology annotation, cellular component: ribosome; mitochondrial small ribosomal subunit. The transcript is spliced from 3 exons.